CCAACUUCUCUCUCUUCCUCGUUUUUUCUUGUGCCGCGUUGAUGCCACAACAAGUUGACGUUGAAGCCAUUGUCCGUGGCGGAGGCGACGCGAGGGACGCCUGCGAGACCCAGUUCGCGGUGGCGCAGCCCCCGGCGCCCGACGAUCCCGACUUCCCACCGGAGUCUGUGGUGGUGCCGGUCGGCGAUGAUGGCCUCGACUGGGCCGACGUGGGCGCCGCCGCCUAUGACCGCGACGACUCCACCAAGGGCAGCACGAACCCCAAGGCGCAGGCGCAGCAGUGGCAGCAUGCCAAGCCCCGGUCCAGGUCGCACCGCUUCUCCGGCGGCAUCCAGGCCAAGCACCCCAUCAUCGGCCUCCCCGGGAAGGUUCAGCAGCACUCCAGCUACCUCGGCCGCAGCGGCCACCGACCCGCCAGAGUACCGAUCUUCCCCAAGAAGCCUCCCGUCCCAGGCGCCGCCCGCGGGCGGAAGUCCACGGUGCCCGAGCAAGAGCCUGGGUCGCCCACGGUGUCGUGUAUCGGGAAGGUACUGUCCGAGACUGAGCGGAACCGGUACCCGAAGCGGCGCCGCCAAUCACCGGAGAAGGAGAAGAUGGAGAGGGUGGAGCCCACUGGGUUCUGGGCGAGUGUAACAGCAACCUUCUGCUGCGGCGGCGAGGAGAGCACGGCGACGGAGACGAUGCCGGGGGAUACGCCAGGGGAGGCGGCGGGGGAGAGGAGGAUAGCUGCGAAGCCGGCGACGGAGCCGCCGGCUCUGGGAGCGAUGAGGCGGUUCGCGUCGGGGCGGCGGCCGCUGCCGUUGGACAGGGAUGCGCCGGCGCGGGAUUGGCGGUGGUCGGUAGGGUCCGUGGAGGACGCGUGGCGUGAGCGGGAUCGGGAUCGAGAUUGGGAUGCCUCCGCCUCGUUUGACGGUGCGGACGGAAACAUGUUAAAGAGUCGAAAUGGAAUGUGGUAGUAUUUAUUAUGUUUUUGUUUCCGGUUUGAUGUCCUGGUCCGGUGUUUAGGCAGAAUUAGUGUUUGGGGAUUGUAUAAAUGAGGGAUUUAGUAUAAUGGUAUAUAUGAGAAGUGGAUUAGAGUGUUCCCUAA
This is a messenger RNA of Musa acuminata AAA Group (dessert banana), 1087 nucleotides long. RefSeq lists its product as uncharacterized. NCBI's taxonomy places the organism in Eukaryota, Viridiplantae, Streptophyta, Magnoliopsida, Zingiberales, Musaceae. The coding region runs from base 42 to 956 and encodes 304 amino acids. The record is from RefSeq and is a predicted model, not a curated record. The transcript has a single exon.